UUAGGAACGUUUUUAACAUUCUUUUCUUUGUACUAUUAUUUGCUUGCAGUUUGCAUAUCAAUUUUUUAAGCAGCAUGCGAUGACGACUUUCAACCAUCUUCGAAGAAGAUCUGCUAAAACUCUACAAUUUUUACAAUCAAAUAAGUAUAAUGGUUAUAACAACUUUAGAUUGUGUUUACGAAGUGAAUCAACAUUUGUACCGAAGCGAGUGCUCAUUGUAGCGAAGUUGUCGCGAUACCAUUUUGAAAAACUACGGGAACCAAAUUUAAAUGAAGAAGAAUUAAAAGUAAAAUUACGGGAAAGAGGUUCUAAUUAUGAUGGAAUGUUGGCUAGUCAUAUAGCAACCCAAAAUGUAAAAUAUCAAGUAACUGAAGUCUUAAAAAAAAUGAACAUAGAAUAUAAAAUAAUUAAUAGGGAAAAUUUAGAUAGUUCAAAUUUUGUUUGGGCUGAUCUAAUUCUACCGAUUGGUGGAGAUGGCACUUUUUUAUUAGCCUCUAAUAUGAUAUUUGAUAACAAAAAACCAAUAAUUGGUAUUAAUUCAAAUCCGGAAAGGUCCGAAGGGUUUCUUAUGUUACCGCCGAAGUACACAAGUAACAUACCGGAAAUUUUUGAAAUGUUAAAAGCAGGUAACUAUAAUAUAAAAAUGAGACGGAGAAUUCGUACUACGAUAAAAGGAGAUAAUAUUUGGGAUAGCCCUUUCCACACUCAUGAAAAAGGACGUGUUGUAGGUGGAGAAAAAUUUUAUACGCAAAAUUUGGAGAAAGAUAUACCGAAUAAUUUACCAAAAGAAAGACGUUUGCCUUGGUUAGCAUUAAAUGAAGUAUUUAUAGCAGAAUCACUUUCUGCUAGAACAAGUUCAUUACUUAUAAAAAUAGAUAAGGAAGAUAAAUAUCAUUUAGUGAAAAGCUCUGGUCUAUGUGUUAGCACAGGAACAGGAUCAACAUCUUGGUAUAGAUCUAUAAAUAGUAUUAGUCCACUAACAGUGCAAGAAAUACUGAAGCUUUUCAAUGAAAAAGAACAAUUUAGCAACUAUACAAUUGAAAAAAUUUGUUCCACUUUUAAUAAUAGCUUACAUUUCGGCGCGGAGGAAUUAAAAUUAUGUUAUGCUAUAAGAGAUAUGAUAGUAACUGAUAUUUGGCCUACUCCAAAAUACAUACAUCCACGAGGAUUUUGUAAUAAGUUAACAAUACGAUCGCAGUGUUUCGAUGCUAGUAUAGUCAUUGAUGGUGGUAUAGCGGUGCCGUUUAAUUUUGGAACUACAGCAGUAUUGGAAGUUUAUCCCGAAGAUUCUUUGCAGGCUUUAAUCCUUCCAGAUUAA
Messenger RNA from Eufriesea mexicana, 1318 nucleotides. Its product is annotated as NAD kinase 2, mitochondrial. Gene Ontology annotation, biological process: NAD+ metabolic process; NADP+ biosynthetic process. Gene Ontology annotation, cellular component: mitochondrion. The record is from RefSeq and is a predicted model, not a curated record. The coding region runs from base 80 to 1318 and encodes 412 amino acids. Lineage: Eukaryota; Metazoa; Arthropoda; Insecta; Hymenoptera; Apidae. The transcript is spliced from 6 exons. Gene Ontology annotation, molecular function: NAD+ kinase activity.